Molecule: messenger RNA, 2190 nt
Organism: Corylus avellana
Lineage: Eukaryota; Viridiplantae; Streptophyta; Magnoliopsida; Fagales; Betulaceae
Gene: NUFIP
Product: GATA zinc finger protein
Biological process (GO): box C/D snoRNP assembly
Cellular component (GO): nucleus
Molecular function (GO): RNA binding
Source: RefSeq, a predicted model, not a curated record
AGUGACAGCGUUAAACCCUGCCUCUUCCGAUUAUGCUUUUGAAGCUCAACAAAACCACUCUCUGAGAGCCCCUGAGCUUUACUCUGCAACUUGCGUGCUUGUUCUCCAUGCUCAAAGAUGCUUCCUUUCUACAAUUCCUUUCCUCACCUUUCCAACCAAACCCAGCAAACCAAUGCUUCCACUGCUCCACCUCCUCAACAGGUUAUGCCAUCUAAUCCUUCCCUUGUAAAUUCGUGUAAUUUAGUGCAAAAUCCUAUGCAAUUUCAACCCCAGUUUGGCAUGAGCAAUGCUCAAAAUCAAUUGCUCUUUAGUAAUCCCAAUGCCCAUUUGAAUCUUAAUGUGCGGCCUUCCAUAACUCAGCCUGGUUUCGUGAAUGGACCUUCCCAUCUUCUUUCCUUGCAGAAUACUCAUAUGGGUAUGUCCCGUAUGGGUUCUCAACCCGGUCAGUCCCAUUUGGGGCUUGGUCCACAUAACAGUGUAUGCAAUAUGAACACGGUUGCAGGGUUUCAAGGUAAUGGGCAAUUCUGCAAUUUGGCGCAGAAUGGUAAUCAAGCCAAUGUGUCUCAGCCUCCUUUUGUGCAUAAUUUUCCAAAUUUACCUCAACAACUCAAUCAGAAUAUGGUUUUGCCGAAUGGGCAGUACGGUUUUCCAAAUAUGUUUCAAAAUAUGAACCAACUUGUGCCCAUGCAAAUGCCAACUUCUUCUCAAGUUGGUCCUUACGGUAUCCCUCCCUAUCUAAUGGGUGGUCUGAAUCAACCACCUCAAGCCACAGUUCCUCAAAAUCCCACCUUCUUGGCAAACCUGCCGUUUGGUCUUGUUCACUGCAAUCAGGUUGGGCAGCAAGGUAAUCAGAAUCAGCAAAACUUGGCUCCACCGACAAAGGAUGCAAAUGCGUUAAAACCAUCAACUGUUGCAGCUCCUCAAUUGCAAGGGAACUCAUCUGCACCACUUAAUCAUUGUCCAGCUCAACCCCAGCAGUUUAAGGACUUGCAAACUUCUGCUUUCACAAGGUCACAGGGCAAUACUUUUAAGAAUGGUGGGAUUAAUGCUGCAAGCUCCAACUGGAAAAAUUCACCAAGCAAAAACUUCACAAGGAAUCCGAAAAGAGGGGUACCACAAGGGGGAUCUCAGAAGUCUCAGUUUCAUCAUGUGAAAAAUGAGAAGAGAAAGUUUGGGUUUCCUAAUGAACAGAAGGGGAAAGGGUUUACAAAUGAGAGGACAGGAAAAUUUGGCCUUGCUAAUUCUACCAACCAAGCCAAAGAGAAGAAGAGAUCUCUUUCUUUGAACUACACGGAACAAGAAAUCCAACAGUGGCGUGAAGCACGUAGGAAGAACUACCCAUCAAAUGCCAACAUAAAUAAGAAGCUAGCAGACUCUGAGCGCAGUGAUAGAGAAGCCAAACUACGAAAAGCGCAACUCAAGGAGAUUCUAGCAAAGCAGGCUGAAUUGGGAGUUGAAGUUGCAGAGGUACCAUCAUACUAUCUCUCGGAUUCAGAGAAGCUAGGGCAUGAAAGGGAAGAGACCAGAAGGCCAUUGACUAAGAAGGAGAGAUUCCAAAACAAGUUUAAUAAAAGAGGAAGAUAUGACAAAAAAGACCGGUUUGCCAAGAAGCAGAGGUUAGCAGCGGACAAGGAUUCAUUGAACGUCGCUUCUUUGAACCAAAGAAAGCCAACACUACUGCAGAAACUUCUGAGUGCUGAUAUAGGUAGAGACAAAAGCCGCUUGUUGCAGGUUUUUCGGUUCAUGGUGAUGAACUCUUUCUUCAAAGAUUUUCCUGAUAAACCACUGCAGUUUCCAUUAGUAAUGGUUAAAGAAGGUGAAUGUGAGGAUGAUGUGGUUAAAGAGAAAUCUUCUCCUGUGGGGAAAGAUGCUGCAGGUAGCAUCUUGACAACUCAUGCUAAAAGAUUUAAUGAUGAUAAUGGUGAAGAAGAAGAAAAUGACAAUGGCGAUGCUGCCGCCGCGGCCGCGGCGGAUGAUAAUGAUGAAAAUGAUGCUCUAGGAAAAGAAGCAUCUUAUUUUGUUAGGAGAGAAGGUAGUGGUAUUGGUGAGGGAAGUGAGAGACCCGAGGAAGAAGAGGGUGAAAUCAUUGACUAGAGAGGUCUCCCUCUUUGAGCAUUGUACUGCUAUGUAUACCAAACAAAUAUGUAUAUGUAUGCAUUAGAAAAUUGGCAGCAUGAGCAUCGUUUAUCA